UACAAAACUUGUAAAUACAAUAUAUACUUGAAUUAAAAAACAAAAUGGCUAGCUCCGGAGCAAUUCAAAGGCAGAUUGGAACCACCGCCCCAAAAUCAGCCUUCCUGGAAGACAUCGACUCGUCGAAAGGUUCAACCGGAGCUAACUCGAACGAAUUCAAGCGUGCGGAGUUCCGACUAGUCUGCCCCUUCAAUAUCCCUCCAAACCCAGAUGCAGCUGCCCUACGAAUUAUAAGAAACUUACACCAUUUUGCAUUAUAUUACACACAUUUUGUUUGGAUCGUACUUUUCAUAACCCUAAUUCCAGCACGUAAGGUGUCCUUAAUUUUACUGGUAAUUAUGACUUAUGUAGGAUCAUUGUACCUAUUGCUAUUAAGUGGUGUCCCAAAUUCUAACAUUAUCCAUAAAAUUUUGGAUAAACGUAUAGUUUUGCCUUUGAUAGUUAUUGCUACUAUGGUUCAGCUUGUUCUUACACAUGCUGCUAUUCAUCUUCUUCUUACUUUAGCAGCCACACUACCUGUCGUUUUGGUUCAUGCCGUUUUGUGGGUUAGAGAGGAUUUCUCUGUUGAGGAUAAUUCUGGGGAGUUGGUUCCUUUUGUUCAUCAUGAGUCAAUAGACAUUGUUUGAUUUUCGUUUUUCAAAUUUUUGUAUCCGAGUGGUGUUUUAUAGAGAAUAAUUAUUAUUAUUAAUGUUAAUUUAUAUAUUCUAAUAAAGAGAAGUGAUUGACAUACA
Messenger RNA from Jatropha curcas, 731 nucleotides. RefSeq lists its product as uncharacterized. The record is from RefSeq and is a predicted model, not a curated record. Lineage: Eukaryota; Viridiplantae; Streptophyta; Magnoliopsida; Malpighiales; Euphorbiaceae.